CCUGGACAAGAGACCAACUGCAGUAAUCACACGAGUGUCAAAAAUGAUGCUGGUGGCCAACACGUUUGUAUACAUUUUUUAAAACUUAAGUCCGACAUAGGCAUCUUAGCACGUCAGUGUUCCCAUGCCUUUCCUUCCGGUUCAUGUAAUUAGAUUUAUUGUUACCCAGACAAAGGAUUUCAUUGAGUUUUUCGCCGUGUUUGUGCAAAAAACUCACAUGGUGUGGCAGAAGAAGAUUCCAACCUGAAACACCAUAAGGCCUGUCCUCUUGGAUGAACCUUCUCCUUUGAACUAUUUUGAGAUGCCUUGAGCUAACCACCACCAUAAAAUGGCAGGAUUGGUCUCCGUUGUGGGUUUGGUGGUGGCAGUCAAGACCUUUAUGGAUGCCUGUGGCUCAGGAACCAUGGUUCUGGGGUUUAUUUUGUUGAUGAACAUGAUAGCGGCAAACUCGCCUGUUGCAGAUGAGCGUCUAUUAUAUUCAACACACCAAACCAAGGGAUUUCUUGGAGAUGUUUCAAGUCCAACAAGGCCAUCAUUGUCACCUUCACCACCCUUCCUUACGAAUGCCUUAGAGAGCCAAGACACGCGUGUCCCUCAACAAGUCAUUCCUCAAUCCCACCAUGAAUCCUUCACUCCGAGUAAUCUCAAUGCAAAAGAAUCCCAGCCUCUUUCUACUCCGUCAUUACCUCCAUCUCAGCUGGCUUUGAGAUCAUUUCCACAAUUUGAGAAAGCGAAACUUUCCAUUGACUGGAAUGAGGCCCAGAUCAAAUCUGCCAAUCAAAAAACUCUCUUGCCAACUCCUUUAAUAUCUCAGAUGCAGCCCCAGUUAAAUGGAUCAAGGCCUUCUGCAUUUGAAAGGUCAACAGUGCCACAGCUUAGUUCUACAAAAGAAGCUCAAAAUGUUCAAGGCAGUGAGUCAACUGCUACAACAAUGACUAGAGUUCCUGGCGAACCCAUGAAUCCACUGGAUUUCAGUGACACUCCAUCAGACGAAGCUUACCAUUUAGAUCGUGUAGUAUUAUACCCUACAAUGGGUACAAUUCAGCAAGAGAACCAGCCCCGCCCAAGUGGCUCCACAAUGACAAAGAGUAAACCGAUGGAUAUUCUCCCCAACGCACAUGAGAUUCUAUCCCCAAGCUACUAUGUGCCUUUUAUCAGCCCUUAUCUUACUUCUGAACUGACGGAAGCUCCGCCAGAGGACUUCUACCCCACAAAUACCAUUGACUUUGACUGGGGGAGUGGAGAUUUUUUGGAGACAAUAGCAUUCUUAAAUCCUGAAGACGAUGACAACUCCUUGGUAACCAAGGUUCCCGACACAUAUGAUCAAGAGGACAAUAGAGAACAUUACAAUACAGCCUUUCCCUCCAGGGUCGGCACAUCCCUUUCAUCCUUGCAUCAUCUUAAUAGUGUAUUGCCAACUUCAAGCCUGAUGAUAGAAUAUUCCACACACUUACCUCUGACAUCAGUGGAUCACUCUUCUCUUUCUCCUGUUCAUACCACAAUAGGUCACAUACUGGAAGUUACUCCCACAAUUAGUACUGAGCUAAUAGAAUCAUCAGAAAGCAUGGAUUGGCAGGAUACUUAUAGCAUUCAACCCACUGAUGUCCUGUUACCUGACAUGAACAGCUUGGAGUAUUAUACCACACAGCUGACUAAGGAGAACUCUGGUUCAGUGAGAGAAGUUGAACAAAGAGGUAAUGUCACUUUGCUGUCCACCAGUUCUUUUGAUACCAGGCCUACCAGCAGCAUCAGCAAUCACAGAAGUGUGACUGAGCAGGACUUCGAUCAUGAUUUGUCUGGGUUUGAACCUCAGGGUAAAACAGUUAUCUUGGGAACAACAGAGAUUUUCAACAGCUCAAAGCCUUAUUUGCACCAUUCUGAUGUGACAACGCCGUUUCUUGAACCCUCUUCUUCGAUCUGGGCCACUCAUAUGUUAACCACAGAUUGGUUUUUAGGCACUCAUACUGUCAGCCCACACAGCUCUGUAGUUAUACGUCCCAGCCCUUUAGAUUUAUUACCAGAUGAUGUAGUCUCUACCUUGUCUCUGACAGACGUCCAGUGGUUUGUCACAGAGGUCCUAAACCCUACUUCAAUCCUUACUGCAACAGCUGCCUCCUCUGGUCCUACUGAGCACCUUCGUCCAUCAACUGAACAAGCAAUCAAUAUCACUUCAGGCUCAUCCAAUGCUACAGUGCUUCCUCCUGUUAUGUUGGGAGAUCAGGGAGUGACUAAAGAUGAAUUUGACAAUCCAGACACAAUGACCUUGAUUCCAACCAACAGUGACGCUAAUACAACUUCGCCCAACACCACAUUUCCAAAUGCCAGUGCAAGUUCCCAUCAAACAGUCAACGUUACCUCUGUCAUGGGUGGUGAGUGGCAGACUACAACUCUGACAUCUACACAGUACCUCUGCAACCCUGAGAAGCCUGAGUACUUAGUUAAAAUAGGUUUACCUUCUGGGGCCAAAGUUGAACACGUCACAUCUGAAGUGGAAGAGAUCCUGAAACGUGAAUUUAACAAAUCUGUGGCGUUACAGGUUGUAGAUCUACCACCAAAGUUUGUAUUUCGGGUUGUAUCUGAUCCAGUUGUGUACACAGCAAUAUCUGUCAUCAAUGCCUUACGGAGGUCAGGGCGGCACUUCCUGCCUCUGUCACCCCACUGGAUGACACAAGACAAUAAAUAUCAAGUUCACACAGUGCUACAGUUUGUUCCUGUUCAAGUUGACGUACGAUUUUGUAACUUCAGUGAACACAUUGAAAGAGGUUUGACCAUGGCUUUUACUGAAGUGUGUCUGCGCUCUAAGGUGUCGACCAAUUUCACAGUACAUAUUAUCAAUAUUACCAUGGCUGUUCCUAAAAACCAACAACAACUGGGGAGGUAUCCAGUGGACAUCACAUUUACUGUGCACAGCCCUCAAGGUUAUCUAUUGGGGUCAGAAGUCAGCACUGCUCUAAUGAAGCUCACCAAGGUGGAAUUCAGCUAUUAUAUGGGCUUUCCUGUUCAGCAGAUUGCUGAGCCCUUCCAUUAUCCAAAGUUGAACACAAGCCAGUUCCUUCGUUCCUCCUGGGUGAGAACAGUUCUCCUGGGAGUGCUGGAUAGUGAAGUCGGCCAGAGGACCUUUCAAGCAAACAUAGAGCGCAGGAUGGCCAUGUUACUUGGGGAGGCAAUGGGAUCGGUCAGACGUGUCAAGAGGGCAACUAAUGUUGGCAACAACAGCAUUCAGGUUGUGAGCGUGAACCGGCCUGUUGGUAUGGACAAUCCCUUGGAGGUUGUUUAUUUUGUGGAGCGCCCUGAUGGCCAAAGGGUCCCUGCUGUUGAAAUGGCCAGCAUUCUCAACAGUCUGGAUGUCCAAAAGGCUGCCAUCAUCUUGGGAUAUCGUGUUGAGGGUGUUUUAGCACAACCUGUAGAGAAGGUGCCAUCAUUACCUUCUGACACCGAGAACACCAACAUGUGGAUUAUCAUUGGAGUAGUGAUUCCUCUCCUGGUGGUCAUUAUCAUUAUUGCUAUCCUUUACCUAAAAUUGUGUCGGACAGACAAGCUGGAGUUCCAGCCAGAUGCCAUGACCUCCAUCCAGCAGAGGCAGAAGUCUGCUACAUCUCAGAGCCCUGCUCACCAGUCUCAUCAACAUGAAAGUGGUAUUGAGUGUAGUGAAGAAGAAGAAGAAUGGACAUAUGAAGAGGAAGAAGUGGAGUAUGAAGAUAUUGAGGAGGAGGAAAUUAGUGUUAAAAGCCAAAAGGGAACGCGAACCCUAAAGAGCAAAGACAGUACAAGCAGUGAGGAGGAGGAGGAAGAAGAAGAAAAUGUCAAAGAAGAAAGUGAGACUUUUGAGAAGAAUCUAGUCAAAGCAAAAGACAAAAGUUGGCAGGAAAAGAUGGCAACGCAAAAGAGAACAGAGGAGAUGAAGAAAGAAGAGAGAAUGAGGGUGUUUCCAAAAGGGAGAAGGGCCAAGCAGGAGCUACAAGCCCCAAGUGUGAAAGGCUUCGACUUUGCCAAGCUGCAUCUUGGUCAACAGAAUAAAGAUGAUGUCAUAGUUGUCCAGGAAUCCAUCUCAGCGGCGCCUCUAAAUAUCUCAGAUAAAGAAGGCCCCAGUCCUUCCCAAAAUGGGGAUGUCCCUACCCCCAUAUCCAAAAACUCCGCCUCCUCCACCAAGGCAUCGCGCAGCUUUCGAAGACGAGAAAGGAUCUCGCCGUCAGACGGCGAUUCCAUGGUGAGUGACCGCUCCAGUGGGCGCGAGUCAACUGAGGAGAACCUGAGAGCCCAGGCCACUCCUAGUGACAGCAAGCAGACGCGUAAGAUCCCCAUCAAUGUUUUAAAUGGCAAAAAUAGAAUUGGUCCUCCUCCUGCAAAUGGUCUCAAUGAACAGAUGUCGUCCGCUUCCAUAUUUGAACAUGUUGAUCGGAUGUCGCGGGCCACAGAUGUUAGCCGAAGACUCCCCAACAAAGUGCAGCUUAUUGCCCUGCAGCCCAUGACUGUCCCACCCCUGCUGAGUCACACUGACACUGGAAAAUUGUCCGAAACCAGCAAAUUCAAUAAGGAGAUCCAAGUAGCAAUGAGACAGAAAUCAGAGAUGGAGCAUCAUCGGAACAAGAUCCGUCUGCGUGCCAAAAGGAAGGGCCACUAUGACUUUCCUGCAAUGGAUGACAUAGAUCUUGCAGGAGCCAAAGAGCAGGACCACAUUUACCAUAAAGCACAAAUGCAGAUGGAUAAGAUCUUGGAUCGAAAUGCUCAGAUUCCUUCAAUUUUCAAGGAACCCCAAAAAAGUGCACGAGGGAAGUCCUCUCCCAAACAGAAAAUGAAGGAUCCGUUAAACGGAGGUGGAAUGACAGAUGCGGACAAAGAUCAACUCAUCACUGAAGACUCAGAGGCUGUUUAUAGGAAGUGUCCUGGGGUUAACAAUGUGGCCUAUGUGUCAGAUGCUGACCAAGCCUCGGGCAUGCCCCAUAGAAGCCCAUCUCCCACAGAUGAAGUGUUCCUCGGUCCCGCUUGCUCACCUCCCGGACAUGCCCCUCCCCCACCACCUUACAUGCCUCCGCAGCCCUCCAUCGAGGAGGCGCGGCAGCAGAUGCAUUCACUACUAGAUGACGCUUUCGCCCUCGUGUCGCCAACUUCACAGGGCAGUUCAGCUGGUGUGACGCUGCCAGGGGUCAUCGCCAAUUCUUCUGACUCAAGACUUUGGGGCCCCUCCUAUCAAGGUCUUGGUCCUUACACUGGUAGAUUCAGCAACCUGAGUGUGUCUCCUCCUCUAGUCCAAGGCUUAAUAUCAAGGCAGGAUCGCGCUUUAAGCUAUCUUCCCCCAGGAGAGAUGGCAGUGCCUGGGGAGCAGCUCGACGGUCUUUACCCCAGCAGAGGCCUUUACACUGACGAGCUGCCAACGUCAGCUCGGCCGCGGCCAGUAGGGGGCACUACUGACUCACCGCUGUUCCAGCGAUUGAGUCUGGCGACUGUCCGGCGGAUCAAAUUCCGAGGGCGGAGCAAGCCACAGCAAACAGACAGCGGAGUGGACCAAUCAGCGACGGGCAGACGUGACGUUGUUAAAGCGACAAGCGCCCAACUUCAUCAUCUUACACAAGUGGGCCUGUCUGGUCGAAUGAACGGCUAUCCCGCUGGGGUGAGAGGUUAUCCGGGACUGAAUGGAAACAUCAGCUGGAACGACUACCACGAGGAACCUUAUUGCGGAGCCUUACCAGAUAACAGUGUACAGAUGGCCAGAAGUGACCUCCGGGAGCUGUCAGCUCCUCCCGCCCACCCCGACCUUGGAGCAGGCUAUCUGUCAGCCCCUCUCACACUGGACGUGAGCCCUCCCACCCAAUCCUCAGCCUCCUUGAUUAAGGCCAUCCGCGAGGAGCUUUUACGCCUGUCACAGAAACAGGGGUUCCAUAGCUGAGGUAGCGCCGAGCCCACCUGCUUACGUAUGUGACAAUGCUUCCUGUGGAAGCUCACUAAUAAGCAAAGCAGAGAGCUGUUCCUGUUUGAUCUCAAUAUUAAGGUGGCUCAUUCAUGUUUCUGGAUGCACUUUUGUAGAUUUAACUCAUUCCCAAACCUUGACAGCGAUUAUACGUUGAUUUCAUAUGAACCGGGAGGACUGGCAGCGAAUGACCUAUCUCACCAUCAAAGCUCAAUGAAUGAGUUAAUUACACUGGAGUAUUUUGAGAAGGAAUAACCUCGAGUGUGUCACUAUGGGACACUUUUAUUACAUGAAGAACAGUAUGAGGACCAGGACUUGCACCUUGAAGGACCAUUCGGUUCGGUGUGUUCGUUGUCAUGAAAUCAUUGUUUACAGGAAAGGUUAAUCUCCAUUUUAUUCCUGAGCCAUGCUUUGCCUUGACAACGUGAAGGCGUUCGUUUGACGCCGCUGUAUUGUACACAGCCAGCAGUUCACUUUCUAGACUAUAAACUCAUUACGCUACCUACAUAUUAUCUUACCUAGCACAGAAUUAGUCUGAGAACCUUUUCUGGACAUUCCAAUCAUCUGUUUUUGUAUACUGUAUUUCAUUACAAACGUUUAGAAAUGUAAAACUUUGAAAUGCUUUGGCUUGGAGUUUAUUUUCAAAUGUAGAUCACACAGGAAAAGUUGGCGCUCAGAUGUUGUUUGCUCCACUGAAUGCGGACUACUGUGUUUUGAUUUCCAAAAUAAUAUUGAUUAGAGUGUGAUUGAGGAUGGUGAAGGAUACACUUGACCAGUAAUACGUUUACCAAAUCACUAUGUCUGUUUCAUGCAGUAUUUGAAUUGUGUUAAUGCCUUUCAACACAGGGUACUUUAUAUAUAAUAUGUCGUUAAUGUGCUUUUUAUGAUUUUUUUUUUUUAAUUGGCCUCGCCUUGUGUUAUGAGCAUCAUAAAAAGAUUGAAAUACUACUUUCCCCUGAUACUGUAUGUUGAGUUCACGUGUUGAAGUAAUUUUCUAUUUUUGUCAAAAGUGCAAACUAUUUAUUGUCCAAUCAGUUUAGAAUUAUUGUCUGCCAGCGGAAUGUGGUGGAUUGUAGCAGAACUCGAAUUGUAUGCAGUGACCUUAAGAUGACCAAAAACAAUAACACACACAAAAUAUGUCAUA
This is a messenger RNA of Corythoichthys intestinalis (scribbled pipefish), 7049 nucleotides long. RefSeq names its product UPF0606 protein KIAA1549. The coding region runs from base 329 to 5884 and encodes 1851 amino acids. Lineage: Eukaryota; Metazoa; Chordata; Actinopteri; Syngnathiformes; Syngnathidae. The transcript has 25 exons. The record is from RefSeq and is a predicted model, not a curated record.